This is a messenger RNA of Suncus etruscus (white-toothed pygmy shrew), 810 nucleotides long. RefSeq names its product apolipoprotein A-IV-like. The record is from RefSeq and is a predicted model, not a curated record. Lineage: Eukaryota; Metazoa; Chordata; Mammalia; Eulipotyphla; Soricidae. The transcript has a single exon. The coding region runs from base 1 to 810 and encodes 269 amino acids.
AUGGCAUCUCACAUCCAAGAAGUGAAACAGAAAAUAGGGGAAAAUGCACGCCUGCUGCUGGAGCGCCUGGGACCUUACUUCCAUAUGUUAAAAAGCAGUGUCAGCAGAAUAAGUUUUUUGAAUGCUCAGGUAAUAAAAAGCAUAAAGGACUUGGAGAAUGCCCUGCAUGAAAAUGUGGAAAGCCUGCAGGCCUUGGUGCCUUCCAUGCCCAACAAGAUCAAGGAGAACAUCGCCAUGAAUCUAUUGAAAUUCCAGGCAAUCCUGAUGACAUUCAAACAUGAAGUGAAAAAAACAAUCAACGAAUCCAUGAAGAAGCUGAGCAGCAGCCUUGCCCCUUUUGUGAAGGACACGCAGAAUAUUGACCACCAGCUUGAAGGACUCUCCUUCCAAUUAAAGAGGGAGACAGUGAAGUUGGUGGCCAACCUCUCUGUCAAGACCUAUGAGUUGUGGAAGCUGCUGGAGCCCCUGCCUGAGUCCAAACUGAAAGGCAAUAAGGGUGAUCUGCAUAAUUGUCUGGCUAUUCUGAAUAGACUAAUGAACGAGCAGUUCAAAAUAUUUCAGUGCAAGGUGUCCUCCAAUAUUGAAACCUUCGAGAAAGUUAUGGGGCAGAAAUUAGAAGAAUUUGGGCAGAAGCUGGGUCCUCAUGCAGGGUACAUGGAUGAUCACUUGAUCUUCCUGGAGAAGGAGCUGAAGGACAAGGUUAAGUCCUUCUUCAACAAUCUCAAGAAUAAGGCUGAGAAUGAACCUAACCCUGAAGAACCAUGCAAGGAACCCUGCCCUAUAGAGCAGAGUUCUGCCAAUUUGGGAUAG